AUGUUUCAAACCCAACAAAACACGACGCGCGGUGCCCCGCUGGGCUCGAACCGUUUACAGAAUGGCAAACUGGGAGGUGCGUCUCAGUGGGGAGGUUUCGGGGCUCCGAUGGGCGGUGCACCGGGUCUUUCAAACGCACAAACACGAACAAACGGCGCAGCCAUGUCGAGCUUUGCACAGGCAAUGGGCGGCUCGCAACCUCAUACACCGCUCAAUCUCGAGGAGUUUCCUUCAUUGUCCGGCGCCCCUCAAGCACAGCAAAAUACGACCGCGCAGCAAAUGUGGGCGAAUCCGACCCUACGAACCACCCAGCAACAGACCAUCCAACGACCGCAAGGGCAGGGGCAGCAGCAAGGACAAACUGGCCAGACGCCGAAUCAGCAACUACAAAAUCAAUCGCAUGACGACUCAUCGCAAAGUCAAUUCUCAGGGGCCGGAGACGACUAUCGGUUCGGUGGACAAGGGGGUGUUGGACAGCUAGGUGGGGCUCAGCCGCAGACAGGCAACAUCGAGGAGUUUCCUCCAUUAGGUGGCGCUGCGGGAGAAAUUGGGCCGGAUCGAAGAGCAGGGCUGAUACAAAAUGCCGCAGCAUUCGGGAGUAGUCCAAAUGCAAGCGCUUUCCCUGGUUUAGGGCAGACGCGCAACGGCCUCCCAAGCCCCACAGACAGCCAACAAGACCGGGCGAUAAACCCUACCGUGGGUGGAAGAGGUCUACCAAGUGCAGUGUCGCGGACGCCUUUUGACAAUAUGCGAGCAACAUCAACGAAUCUGCAAGAGGGCAACCAGCGAAUAGGACAGACGCCCGGCAACCUGUCGUUCAUUGGUCCUCAAAUAGGCAUUCGGACCGGUGGUGACCUUGCACCAGGGGGUCAACGGUCUCAGCCGAACCAAUUCGAGCAGCCUUUCGGUUCCGAAAAUGUCACCUCACCGAGUACACAAACCUUGCUGCAUAAGAAACUUGCAGACAUGACAGAUUCGGAACGAUAUGGCCUGCCGGGACUGCUCUCUAUGAUACCUCUAGAGAGUCACGACUACUCAUCACUCGCAAUGGGCCAAGAUCUCACUGUAUUAGGGCUAGACCUGAGUCGGCCAGAUAACUCGCCGCUUCAUCCAACAUUUGGCUCGCCAUUUGUGGAGUCCAACGUCAAGCCUGUAAUCCCACCUGACUUCACUCUACCAGCAGGCUACACCGUGACAAAUGUUCCACCACUACACUCCAAGAUGACAAGCUUCUCCGCCGAGACGCUUCUAGCUAUCUUUUACCAAUUUCCGAGGGAUAUCCUGCAAGAAAUCGCGGCACAGGAGCUGUACAACCGGGAUUGGCGGUGGCAUAUCAAGCUCCAGCAGUGGAUGAUGAAGGACCCUGAUCUUCCGGCCCCAAUAAGGUUGUCGCCGAAAGAGGAGCGUGGAUGGUAUCUGUUCUUCGAUGUUACAAACUGGAGACGAGAGAGGGUACUCCAGCUAUGGCAGGCCAGAUGUAGGCCGCUGAAUGCCAUCAAGUUUUUAAUAUUAAGGGAAAUCAACGACGACGCUGACCGUGUCCGCCAGGCUCUGACAGUUCUCUCCGCCGCUGUCCGCGAGAUGACACCCACCGGCGCAAAGCCUGUGCCUACAAACCCACAUCGCUUCAACCUGCUUGCUCGCCACUUAAACGCCGGCUGUCGUAUCUGCAGCCUCCCUGGUCACCAAUCCGACAAUAUCAAGAAGGCUGCUACAUGCCGCACUGCCUUACUCUCCCUCAUUGGGUUCUGGGAAGACAUUGCUGCCGACGUGUCCUUCCUGUACCAGCAGUCCGAGCGCUUCCAGAAGGCUAUUGUGGCGAACCGGCCGACGUAUGAGAUGCGUCUUGACAACGGACCGUUGACGGGUGGUGAUCUAGAGGUCGUUCUUGUCGAUCGAUUGACGCGGAACUGGCUCAAAUUCCAGGCGCACUUUUCGCGGAUCCGGGCGAAGGCGAAUGUUGUGCUGGACGAGGGGGAUUUGGGGAGGUAUGAGCGGGUGUUGCAGAAUCUGAAUGGGUUCUUGCUUGGUGGGCUGACGUUGUCUGAUCUAUUCGAGCGCAGCGUUGCGAAGCAGCAGUAA
Molecule: messenger RNA, 2082 nt
Organism: Cucurbitaria berberidis CBS 394.84
Lineage: Eukaryota; Fungi; Ascomycota; Dothideomycetes; Pleosporales; Cucurbitariaceae
Exons: 9
Coding region: 1-2082 (693 amino acids)
Biological process (GO): regulation of DNA-templated transcription; nuclear-transcribed mRNA poly(A) tail shortening
Cellular component (GO): CCR4-NOT core complex; P-body
Source: RefSeq, a predicted model, not a curated record